AUGCCCGAACAACCAAAAGCCUCUAUGCUGCAAUCGCUGAGGAAUUGGGGAGAGAACUCCGUACCGCCAACACUCCUCGCCACCCUAAUCACAGCCCAACAUGCUCGUCCAUUCCAGUUCUUCCCCAUGACGUUUACACCCGUCUUGCUCUUCUCCUCCUACCUGAACUUGAGCAACUACAAGACCGAUGCUGCCGGUAUCACGGCUGCAUGGAGUGGUCUAUAUGCAUUGCUUGCUAUGCGGAGAAGUCAGGGCAUCAAGAACAAGCUCAGCGCUCGCGGCAUAGUAAGAGGAGGCUCACUCGCUCUGUGCGCCAUCAACGUGGCAGGUUGCGGUCUAGCCUACACAUUCGGCAAGCGGGAAAAGGAAGAGAAGAAAGCAUAG
Alternaria incomplexa is the source of this 384-nucleotide messenger RNA. RefSeq lists its product as uncharacterized. The coding region runs from base 1 to 384 and encodes 127 amino acids. The transcript has 3 exons. The record is from RefSeq and is a predicted model, not a curated record. Lineage: Eukaryota; Fungi; Ascomycota; Dothideomycetes; Pleosporales; Pleosporaceae.